This is a messenger RNA of Labrus bergylta (ballan wrasse), 663 nucleotides long. RefSeq names its product dual specificity protein phosphatase 13A family protein. The record is from RefSeq and is a predicted model, not a curated record. Gene Ontology annotation, biological process: protein dephosphorylation; negative regulation of MAPK cascade. Gene Ontology annotation, molecular function: MAP kinase phosphatase activity; protein tyrosine/serine/threonine phosphatase activity. NCBI's taxonomy places the organism in Eukaryota, Metazoa, Chordata, Actinopteri, Labriformes, Labridae. Gene Ontology annotation, cellular component: cytoplasm.
AUGACAGACAGAAAACCAAUCCAACGGGCCGGCUGUGAAGUAAGCUGUGAUAAGGAAGACACUGAGCAGAGAAAUGUCGGUGACACAGAUCCAGGAGAGGAGGAGAAGUCCAUGUGUGCGACAGGCAAUUCAAAAGUGAAGAUCCCGUCUCUGCAGGAGCUAGAGGAGGUUUUACAUUCAGCUCCACGCUCCUGCAGACACGGAGAUGAGGUUUGGCCAAACCUGUAUCUGGGAGACAUGUUCAUGUCUCACGAUAAACUGGGGCUUUGGCAGCUGGGUGUCACUCAUGUGCUGAAUGCAGCACACGGGAAACUGUGCUGUAAAGGCAGCGACGAUUUUUAUGGAACCACCGUGAAAUACUGCGGCGUCCCCGCCAACGACCUGCCAACAUUCGAUAUUUCACCAUUUUUCUAUCCUGCUGCUGAGUUCAUUCACCAGGCUUUGACGUCAGGAGGAAAGGUGUUUGUGCACUGUGCUGUAGGUGUGAGUCGCUCGGCUGCGUUGGUCCUUGCGUAUCUGAUGAUUCAUCACAACCUCAGUCUUCUGUCAUCUGCACGCUGCGUGCUACAGAAACGCUGGAUUUUCCCAAACAGAGGCUUCCUGCGACAAUUGAUAGCUCUGGACCGAGAACUGCAGGAUGCAAGGCAGAAUGAGCUGAAGUAA